UUCAUCUCUCCCCUCUCUCUCUCUCUCUCUCUCUCUCUCUCUCUCUUUAUCCUCUGUAUCUUUCUGCCUGUACUCUGUAUCUCAUGUCAGUCUUUUAAUCUUCUGUCUGUAAGUUUCAGCGCCCUACUCUUCUAUUUCUAUCUACCAACCUCCUUCAGUCCAGCUAAGCUUUUCUAGCAGCAACGUUCCCCUUGGUUGUUUCUCUUCUUUUGUGAUAUUGCCGAAUUUGGAAGCGUUUUCUUCUUUUGUCUGCUUUACCAUCCCCACCCCUCCUAAUUUGGCGAAAUUCACUAUAAUUUGAAGAAAUUUCAUUUACUUGAUAGUUAGUAUACUGAUAUCUGUUGGGGACGGUUGCCGAAUCUGGUGACGAUAUGGGUGAGAAAGAAGCUAAGAAAGUUGAGACUCCAGCGGCCUUGGAGCCUGCACCACCUCCGCCUGUUGCAACUGUUUCUGAGAAGAAAACAGCAACUCCACCUUCCGAAGACAAAGUCGAUGACUCCAAAGCUCUUGCAGUAGUCGAAAAGGCUCCAGACUCCAAAGAGGAGAAACAUCCUAAAGAGGAGAAACAUUCUAAGGGGUCAGCUGACAGAGAUAUUGUUCUUGCACGGGUUGAGAAAGAGAAGACAUUGUCUUUAAUCAAAGCAUGGGAAGAAAGCGAAAAGGCAAAAGCUGGGAACAAGGCGGAUAAAAAGUUGUCAGCAAUUGGCUCAUGGGAGAACAGCAAGAAAGCAUCUGUGGAAGCUCAGCUCAGAAAAGUUGAGGAACAAUACGAGAAGAAGAAGGCAGGAUAUGCAGAGAAAAUGAAAAACAAGAUAGCUCAAGUCCACAAAGAAGCAGAAGAAAAGAGGGCAAUGGUUGAAGCCAAGCGUGGGGAAGAUCUACUCAAGGCAGAGGAGAUGGCUGCCAAGUACCGUGCCAAAGGGAUUGCUCCAAAGAAGCUCCUGGGGUGCUUUUGAAGUUAAUAUUCUCAAGCUUGACAAAUAGAAGUGGAAAAUAUGUUUUGGUUUUUUGGCAUCUGUAUAUUUCCUCUUUUUGUUUGGCUUGCUAUUUACUGUUUGUGUUUGGUGGAGAUUUACUAAAUGUCCAAUGUAGUUCGAAUGUUUGAUGCGUGUGUGUAAAUAAAGGAAGAACAUAUUUAUUUUCUGAUAACAGAUGUUUGAAAUAUUCUUCA
This is a messenger RNA of Nelumbo nucifera (sacred lotus), 1171 nucleotides long. Its product is annotated as remorin-like. NCBI's taxonomy places the organism in Eukaryota, Viridiplantae, Streptophyta, Magnoliopsida, Proteales, Nelumbonaceae. The record is from RefSeq and is a predicted model, not a curated record.